This is a messenger RNA of Lymnaea stagnalis (great pond snail), 972 nucleotides long. Lineage: Eukaryota; Metazoa; Mollusca; Gastropoda; Lymnaeidae. The record is from the annotation of a GenBank genome assembly.
AUGGACAAUGGUUCGCAAAUCCUCAGCGACUUUACGCGGGAACUGUUCAUCAUGAUCAACCACGUCGUCCUUUGCACAUCCCUUAGCUUGUUCGGCAUUGUAGGUAACACCAUCAACAUUGCGGUGUUUGUGAAACAAGGUCUCCGCAAAUCGGUCAACUCAAGCUUCUUCGCCAAGUCGAUCUCUGACCUGCUGGGCCUCAUGUUUCAGGUCUGGCACAACUUUUGCUUGAACCCCUACGUUGAAAAUCUGGACGCGCCCAUUGACUUCCUUGAUGUCCAGUACCUCACCGCCGGCUGGCCGAACUCCGUUCUCGUGGUAAUAACUGGCUGGAUAACAGUGUACAUCACGGCAGAACGAUGCCUGUCGAUCGCCGUGCCGCUGAAGAUAAAACAAAUUGUGACUCCAGGACGCACGGCUACCAUUUUAGUUUUCAUCUACGUCAUCAACAUUGCAGGGUAUUUGCCCCUUUAUUUCUCGGCCUACUUCAGUUGGAAUUUCUAUCCGGCCCAGAACAAAACAAAGCUUGGGAUAUCUUUCAGAAGUAACAAAAUAGAAAUUGAAAAUAUAAUCUUCAUUUUUCAGGCAGUACUGGCGAUACUUGCAUUCAUUUUUGUCAUCAUCUUCACGACAAUUUUGGUAGUUGAGCUCAAAAAGAAAUCAAAAUGGCGACGCUCAACGACAUCCGACAGAGAGCAGUCCGAGGCGAUGUCUUCACGAGAACGUAACACCAUAAACAUGGUGGUCGCUGAAGCCACUGUUCUGAUCGUCUGCUACACGCCCAGUAUCGCGUGCUCCAUAGCGACUUCCAUCACGCCCGACUUUGCCAUUACGGGAAAACAGUACAACUUAUUUCACGUGGCUUGGUCAUUCGCGUUUCUCUUCAACUCCGUCAACUCGAGCGUCUCGAGUCUCUUGUACUACAGGAUCAGCUCCAAGUACAAGAAAACGUUGCACGCAAUUUUCCCGCGG